ACGGUCCAUCAUUCCCACAAUCGCCGAACCAAUAUGGACCGCAGCAGCAGCAAUUCCCCAUGAACCCAUUUUACAACCUCCAUACCCCACUGCCCCCAACUUCCUACCACUGGUCCCAGCAACAUCAACAACCACAGCAGCAGCAGCAGCAGCAGACACCAUCCUACCUCUCCUACUCCCAAGAAAAAACCACCCCAGCACCUGCCCUGACCAGCACAUCAUACAAAACCGCACAAUCCGGCUGGCCAGCGACUCCCUCCUACGCCCACUUCACCCCGCCCGAUCCGCAACCCCGACUGCCGGCACCACGAGCAAGGAAGGAUGAAAAGCCAGAUAUGGACGAGGAAACCUGGCUCCGGCUGAAUGGUGGGAAAUUGCUAGGCACGAAUUUGAAACCCCCAGAGACACCGGAGGAGAUUGAGGAGUGGAUCCGCGAAAGGCGGAGGAGGUUUCCUACUAGAGAGAGGGUUGCUGCUAAGGUCAAGGAGGAAGAAGAAAAGAAAAGAAAGCUCGCUGGAGCUUCUGACGCUAGCGCGGAGACGGUACGUGCCCAGGCUCCCGCCACGUCCCGUCAGGCGCUAGCUACCGCCCAGCAGCCCAGUCAACAGAAGCGCAAACGCACCGAGCAGGACCCCGGCAACGACUACCCCUCAGAUUCCUCACUGGACUCAGACGCAGACACAAACUCCCAAUCCUCCUUCCCGGAAGAACUACCCACUUCCAAAAAACCACCCCCCCCUUCCCCCACCGCAUCUACACCGUCACGGAAGAAAUCCACAAAACAAGCCGCUCUAUGCCGCGUAUUCAGGACCACAGGAAAGUGUAGAUUCGGGGAGGGGUGUCGGUAUAGACAUGUUCCUCCUGAGGGUAAGCGAAAGAAGGGGGGGGAGAGGAAAGGGGCCAAGUCGCUUUAUCAACGGUUACUCGACCAAGAUAGAGAGAAAGAGAAUGAAAUUGUUGUCAGCGCUGUUCGGUACCUGUUUGAGAGGGGGGCGCUGAGCGUGUCUGAGGCUGGGGGUGGGAAGUAA
Molecule: messenger RNA, 1028 nt
Organism: Tuber melanosporum (Perigord truffle)
Lineage: Eukaryota; Fungi; Ascomycota; Pezizomycetes; Pezizales; Tuberaceae
Exons: 4
Coding region: 336-1028 (230 amino acids)
Molecular function (GO): metal ion binding
Source: RefSeq, a predicted model, not a curated record